This is a messenger RNA of Cinclus cinclus, 7588 nucleotides long. RefSeq names its product zinc finger protein 462 (gene ZNF462). Gene Ontology annotation, cellular component: nucleus. Gene Ontology annotation, biological process: regulation of gene expression. The coding region runs from base 205 to 7587 and encodes 2460 amino acids. The transcript is spliced from 12 exons. NCBI's taxonomy places the organism in Eukaryota, Metazoa, Chordata, Aves, Passeriformes, Cinclidae. The record is from RefSeq and is a predicted model, not a curated record.
UCUUAACAGGAUGAGGAAAGGUUGAGUUUUAUGCUGCUGUACUUGUGGAAUCUCUGAAAAUGAAUGAGUCAUGGAAAGCUUGGUGUUAACCUUGGUGUUUCCAGGAUUUGUUCCAAAAGCACUGCUGUAAACUCAGUCUUUCUCUUCUUUCCUUCCCCUGUUUUUCUUGCAGAUUUUUUCUAAUGUAAAAGAUCAUCCUGAACCAUGGAGGUCCUGCAGUGUGAUGGCUGCGAUUUUCGAGCUCCAUCUUAUGAAGACCUAAAAGCUCACAUUCAGGAUGUUCACACUGCUUUUCUGCAGCCAACUGAUGUCUCUGAGGAGAGUCCUACACAGCCAAGGUCUGGUUCCAUCAACGCUAGCAACCAGACUGAGGUUGAAUUUUCUUCUGUAAAGGAUGAAUUCGCAAUUGCAGAUGACAUAGCAGGGCAAAAUGCAUCAAGUCAGAUGGGGACUGGAAGUUACUAUAGCCAGAGCCAGACUUUCUAUGGCCAGCAUAUGGCUCCAAAUCCUAAACCAACCAGCAAGUUUUUCCAGUGCAAGUUCUGUGUGCGUUACUUCCGUUCCAAAAACCUCCUCAUAGAGCACACACGGAAGGUUCAUGGAGCACAGGCUGGGGGGAGCUCAGUGGGGCCACCAGCUUCUAGUUCCCUAAAUUACAACAUCAUGAUGCAUGAAGGGUUUGGUAAAGUUUUCAGUUGCCAGUUCUGCACCUACAAGUCACCCAGGCGUGCGAGGAUUAUUAAGCACCAGAAAAUGUAUCACAAAAACAACCUGAAAGAGAGUUCAGCUCCUUCUGCUGCUGCUGCUGCUGCUGUGUCUGAAUCAACAUCUGCUUCUGUGCCAGUGCAGGAACCCUGCAAGGAGCUGCCGGCAGAGGUGGUGGAGCGGAGCAUUUUGGAGUCGAUGGUCAAGCCCCUGACCAAGUCUAGGGGCAACUUUUGCUGUGAGUGGUGCAGCUACCAGACACCUCGGAGGGAGCGCUGGUGUGACCACAUGAUGAAGAAGCACCGCAGCAUGGUGAAAAUCCUGUCGAGCCUGAGACAGCAGCAGGAUGGAACCAGCGCACCUGAGGUGCAGAGUAAGAGUGCCCAGAGUGCCUCUCCAAACUCGAAUUACAUGUCCAUGAGCACAACAGGACGUGAGAUGUCGAGUGCUAAUGUCUCAAACUUCAGGGGAUCUAUGGGCAAUUCACUUAUGAGGCCCAACUCUUCUACAUCUUCAAAGUUUUCUUCUGUGUCUUACCCUCAAAUGAAGCCUAAGUCACCUCACAACUCGGGCAUGGUUAAUUUGUCUGACAGAUCCCGCUAUGGAAUUGCUGAUAUGACGAAUUCUUCUGCUGACCUGGAAACAAGCAGUAUGCUAAAUGACUCCAGCUCAGAUGAAGAGCUAAAUGAAAUGGACAGUGAGAAUGGCUUAAACUCCAUGGAUCACCAGACCUCAGGAAUGUCUGCAGAGCAGCUGAUGGGAUCUGAUGGAAACAAACUAUUGGAAACAAAGGGAAUUCCCUUCAGAAGAUACAUGAACAGGUUCCAGUGUCCUUUCUGCCCUUUCCUGACAAUGCACCGCCGAAGUAUUUCCCGCCACAUUGAGAACAUCCACCUGUCUGGGAAGACAGCUGUGUACAAGUGUGAUGAGUGUCCCUUCACCUGCAAGAGCUCUCUGAAGCUCGGUGCCCACAAGCAGUGUCACACAGGAACAACAUCUGACUGGGACACCAUGAACUCCCAGGCCGAGAGCAUCGCCUCGUCCCUGAACGACAGCACGGUGUCUUACGAGAGUGGGAAUAUCAACGGCAGGAAGUCCACUGGGAUGAUGGAACCUGUGCAGCCUCAGCCGCAGCAGCAGCAACCGCAGCAGCAGCAGCAAUCACCCCAGCCCCAUUCACAGCAUCCGUACAAAUGCACGUUGUGCAACUACUCCACCACCACUCUGAAGGGCCUCAGAGUUCAUCAGCAGCACAAGCAUUCCUUCUGUGACAACUUGCCAAAAUACGAUGGACCACCAUCAAAUGCACCGCAGGAGAGCGAGGCAGAUGCUCACCCCUCUGCCAGCACUGUGAAGAAGAGCCAGACCUCCAUCCUUGGGCUCUCAUCUAAAAAUAAUUUUGUUGCAAAAGCCCCUAGGAAGGUCUCAAAUGACUUCCCUUUAGAUCUCUCCCCGGUGAAAAAGAGAACUAGAAUUGAUGAAAUAGCCAGCAACCUGCAGAGCAAGAUCAGCCAAAACAAACAGCAGGAGGAUGCUGUGAUUAACGUAGAGGAUGAUGAGGAAGAGGAGGAGGACAAUGAGGUGGAGAUAGAGGUGGAGUUAGACAGGGAAGAAGAGCAAACAGAACCAAUGAUGGAGGUUUCCAGUUCAUAUGCACCCCAACAAAUGUGGGGCAGAGAGGCUAAUGAUUCCCAGAAGGACACAAGCUUCAGGAGCAUGCAGCAUGACUACAAUUCCACCAAUGGGGCAGAGAUUGAGCUCACUUUGUCUGAGGAUGAGGAGGACUACUACUCUGCUGUCAGCAUGAAGGAUCAUCAGAGCCCUAAUGCCUCUGUUCUGGGCAGCCAGUCUAACAUGUAUGGCACCGACCAGAACAAUGAGAAUUCAGAGUUCAGUGACACUGGCAGACUUUACUACUGUAAACACUGUGAUUUCAGCAACAAAUCUGCCAGGAGUGUUAGCACCCACUACCAGCGAAUGCAUCCCUACAUUAAAUUCAGCUUUAGGUACAUCCUGGAUCCAAAUGAUCACAGUGCAGUGUACCGGUGUCUUGAGUGCUACAUUGACUACACAAAUUUUGAAGACCUGCAGCAGCAUUAUGGAGAGCAUCAUCCUGAAGCUAUGAAUGUACUGAACUUUGAUCAUUCUGAUCUGAUAUACCGCUGCCGCUUCUGCUCUUACACAAGCCCAAAUGUUAGAAGCCUGAUGCCACAUUACCAAAGAAUGCAUCCCACAGUGAAAAUUAACAAUGCAAUGAUAUUUUCAAGCUAUGUUGUUGAGCAGCAAGAAGGGCUGAACACAGAGUCUCAGACACUGAGAGAGAUCUUGAAUUCUGCUCCAAAAACUAUGGCAACCUCCACCCCCGUGGCUCGCGGGACUGGUGUGCCAGCUGGUUUUAACAAAAGUGCUACCAAGAGUUUCAGUCCUGAAUGUGAAAAUCAGAAGGAACCUUCAGUCAACACUGUGGUUGUUUAUGACUGUGAUGUGUGUUCAUUUGCAAGCCCUAACAUGCAUUCAGUUUUGGUGCACUAUCAGAAAAAGCACCCCGAAGAAAAGGCCUCGUAUUUCAGAAUCCAGAAGACCAUGCGCGUAGUCUCUGUCGACAGGGGCUCUGCCCUGGCUCAAAUGUCAUUUGAGCUGGGGGCUCCCAUCUCCCCAAAACUGUCCAACUUGGCUUCUCAGCCUCCACCUCCCCCACCACCACCCCCAGACCUCUCCACCGAGCUCUACUACUGCAAACACUGCUCCUACAGCAACCGCUCCGUCGUGGGGGUGCUUGUCCACUACCAGAAGAGGCACCCAGAGAUCAAGGUCACGGCCAAGUACAUCAGGCAGGCCCCUCCAACCGCAGCCAUGAUGCGGGCAGGGGAGUUGCCCCCUGGCAUCCAGAGGCCACCGGUGUCCAUGCAGCAGCUGGGCCGGGGUGGGUCCGAGACCUCGGUGAACCCUCCCGAGAACGAGAUGUUCUUCUGCCAGCACUGUGACUACGGGAACCGGACCGUGAAGGGCGUGCUCAUCCACUACCAGAAGAAGCACCGCGACUUCAAAGCCAACGCGGAUGUGAUCAGGCAGCACACGGCCACCAUCAGGAGCCUCUGUGACCGUGGCCAGAAGAAAUCUGCUGGCAGCCUGCCCGCCCACAGCUCCGGCACCGAGCGGGACAAGUCCAAGCUGAGAGCCCUCAAGUGCAGGCAGUGCAGCUACACCUCCCCUUACUUCUAUGCACUGAGGAAGCAUAUCAAGAAGGACCACCCGAAUCUGAAGGCCACGGUGACGUCAAUACUGAGGUGGGCGUUUCUGGAUGGCUUGAUAGAAGCUGGUUAUCACUGUGAAUGGUGCAUUUAUUCACACACAGAGCCAAGUGGCUUGCUUGUGCAUUACCAAAGGAGACAUCCCGAGCAUUAUGUUGAUUAUACCUACAUGGCAACCAAACUCUGGGCAGGUCCCGAUCCUUCCCCUCCUGCCCUAGUGAUGCCAACAGAGAUGAAGACCUAUAAAUGCAGAGACUGCAUUUUUGAAGCAUCUUCUAUUUGGGAUAUUACUAAUCACUACCAAGCAUUUCACCCUUGGGCCAUGAAUGGAGAUGAGUCUGUGUUGUUAGAUAUCAUUAAGGAAAAAGAUACUGCUGAGAAAACCAUGCCACAGCCUGAUGAAGGUGGGGUCAGGAUGGAUUCUGAAGAUCAGAUGGCAACACCACAGAUGGAUCAGGAUCCAGAGUGUGCAGAGGAUCCCAGCCUUUCCCAUGAAAAAACUGUCCAACUGGCUUCUGCAAAUCCUGCCAUCUCCUCCACUCCAUACCAGUGUACAGUGUGCCAAUCUGAGUACAACAACCUGCAUGGCCUCCUGACACAUUAUGGCAAAAAGCAUCCUGGCAUGAAAGUGAAGGCAGCAGACUUUGCUCAGGACAUAGAUAUUAAUCCAGGGGCUGUGUACAAGUGCAGGCACUGCCCAUACAUUAACACACGCAUUCAUGGCGUCCUCACACACUACCAGAAGCGGCACCCAUCAGUAAAAGUCACUGCUGAAGACUUUGUGCAUGAUGUGGAGCAGUCAACUGACAUUACUCAGAAUGACGUGGAAGAGACAAGCAGGAUUUUCAAGCAAGGCUAUGGUGCUUACCGGUGCAAACUCUGCCCCUACACCCACGGAACCCUUGAGAAGCUGAAAAUCCACUAUGAGAAGUACCACAAUCAACCCGAAUUUGAUGUUUUUGCCCAGUCACCACCAAAGGUGUCUGCCUCAGUGGAGCCAGACAUGGUGACUGAAAUCAAGGCCUCCCCAGAAAUUGCUGCUGAGGAUGUUGGAGAGGUCUCCAUGCCGGCGCCUCAUUUCUCUAGUUCUCACUUAGUGUCUCACACAGUUUUCCGGUGUCAGCUCUGCAAAUAUUUCUGCUCCACCCGGAAGGGGAUAGCGAGACACUACCGCAUCAAACACAACAAUGUCCGGGCGCAGCCAGAGGGCAAGAACAACCUCUUCAAGUGUGCUCUGUGCUCCUACACCAACCCCAUCCGCAAAGGGCUUGCGGCACACUACCAGAAAAGACAUGACAUUGAUGCUUACUACACUCACUGCCUGGCAGCCUCCAGGACAGUAAGCGACAAACCCAAUAAAGUGAUCAUUCCAUCUCCUCCCAAGGAUGACACUCCUCAGCUCAGCGAGGAGCUGAGGAGAGCUGUAGAGAAGAAGAAGUGCUCUCUCUGCUCCUUCCAGUCCUUCAGCAAGAAGGGCAUCGUGUCCCACUACAUGAAGCGUCACCCUGGUGUUUUCCCUAAGAAGCAGCAUGCCAGCAAGCUGGGGGGAUACUUCACUGCCGUGUACGCUGACGAGCAUGAGAAACCAGCUCCAGCCGAGGAGAGGAACGACUUUGAAAAGCCUGAGGUGGAGGCUGAGGCUCAGGAAAUUGAGUGGCUUCCCUUCAGGUGCAUUAAAUGUUUUAAGCUGUCCUUCAGCACGGCAGAGCUGCUGUGUAUGCAUUACACUGACCACCACAGCAAGGAUUUGAAGAGGGACUUUUCCAUACUUGGAAGUGGCACCCGCUCUCAGAGCCCUGUCUACCAGUGCAAGCACUGUGAUGCAAAAUUGCAUAGCACGGCAGAGCUGACUGCACACUUGAAUGGUCAUAAUGAAGAAUUCCAGAAGCGUGCCAAACGUCAGGAGAGGAGGAAGCAGCUUUUGAGCAAGCAGAAAUAUGCAGAUGGUGCUUUUGCAGAUUUCAAACAAGAGAGGGCUUUUGGACACUUGGAAGAUGUUUCAAAACUCAAGGAGAGGAAGGUGGUUGGCUACAAAUGCAAAUUUUGCGUGGAAGUCCAUCCAACACUUCGAGCAAUCUGUAAUCACCUCCGCAAGCAUGUCCAAUACGGGAAUGUCUCUUCUGUGUCGGCCACUGUGAAGGGUCUGCGAUCUCACGAGAGGAGUCACUUGGCUCUGGCCAUGUUUACCCGGGAAGACAAGUACAGCUGCCAGUAUUGCUCCUUCGUCUCUGCUUUCAGGCACAACCUGGACCGCCACAUGCAGACCCACCACGGGCACCACAAGCCGUUCCGCUGCAAGCUCUGCCCCUUCAAGUCAUCCUACAACAGCCGCCUGAAAACCCACAUCCUCAAGGCUCACGCUGGUGAACAUGCCUACAAAUGUUCCUCCUGCUCAUUUUCCACCAUGACAAUCAGCCAGCUGAAAGAGCACUCCUUGAAAGUGCAUGGGAAAGCACUGACACUACCAAGACCCCGCAUUGUCAACCUUGCAGCCUCACACGCCCACCACACCUCCAAGAACCACACUCCUGCUGAAGAAGUGGAGGACUCUAAUGAUUCUUCAUACUCGGAGCCCCCUGAUGUUCAGCAGCAGUUGAACCACUACCAGUCUGCAGCCUUGGCCAGGAACAACAACAACAUCAGCCCAAUCCCACUUUCUGGGAGUGCUGCAGGAGUGGAAAAAGCAGAAGCCAUCCUUAACUGUGAAUUUUGCGAAUUCUCUUCGGGUUACAUACAGAGCAUCCGGCGCCACUACCGCGACAAGCACGGAGGGAAAAAGCUCUUCAAGUGCAAAGAUUGUUCCUUUUAUACAGGCUUUAAAUCUGCUUUUACUAUGCACGUGGAGGCCGGGCAUUCGGCAGUCCCCGAGGAAGGACCCAAAGACCUUCGCUGCCCUCUCUGUCUCUACCACACCAAAUACAAACGCAACAUGAUUGACCACAUAGUUCUGCACAGAGAGGAGAGGGUCGUUCCCAUUGAAGUCUGCCGUUCCAAGCUGUCCAAGUACCUGCAGGGAGUUGUGUUCCGCUGUGACAAGUGUACCUUUACCUGCUCCAGUGACGAGAGCUUGCAGCAGCACAUAGAGAAGCACAAUGAACUGAAACCUUACAAAUGCCAACUCUGCUACUACGAGACCAAACACACAGAGGAGCUGGAUGCUCACCUUCGAGAUGAGCACAAGGUGAGUCGUAAUUUUGAGCUGGUUGGACGGGUUAACUUGGACCAGUUGGAACAAAUGAAAGGGAAAACAGAAAGCUCUAGCAGUGAUGAAGAAGAAAAGGAAGAAGAGUUAAGCCCCAAGGCUCAAGAGAGAGAUCCCAUGAUGUUUCCUGACAGCAGUGCUCCGGAGAAGCGCUUUCCGUGCGAGUUCUGCGGCCGAUCCUUUACCGAGGGCUCUGAGUGGGAGCGGCACGUGCUGAGGCAUGGAAUGGCGCUGAACGAGAGCAAGCACAGGAGCAGCGAGGACAGCCAGCCCAAGGAGGACGUGGAGGAAACAGCCAGCACGUUGCCAGAAGAGAAGGAAGGCAUCGAGACCAUGGUGGUGGACUACUCCCACGGUGGGGAAACAGCUAUCAGCAUGGUGGCUGCUGACCAACCUCUCCUAGACACCCCGGAGGCCAAAAACGAAUAAG